AUGAGCCACUCGGACUCGAACCAGCAGCAGAGCGGGAACCCGCCACCGCCACCGCCUCUUCCGUCUUUUGCCAGCGACAGCUUCUUGGCUGCAACGGACUCGCCCCCGUACAACCGCAGCAAUGGCCGCUCGACUGGCGAUCGCUCGGACGCAAUGGACGUGAUGGCGCAACUGGCCUCGCAGUACUAUACCCCCAGUCGCAAUCGCUCGUUCUCGGCGCCGAUCCAGCCGUCGGCACUGGGGUCGGCCUGGGAUUCGUUUGCAGACGACUCGUCCGUGUCAGCAGCACCUGCUGCUGCUGUUCCUCACCUUCAGCAUCAACUGUUGACUCCGAAUCGACGACCCCAUCAGCCGCCGCUUCCGCAAGGUCCACCGCCGCCGGUGCUCCACAUUCGAGUACCCCCUCCUCCAUCUUGUGAUGAUAUGACGAUUGGAGCGAUCGAUCGAGCCGUGCAGUCGCUGCACUUGUCGAGCGACGAGGCCAAUGAAAUGAGUCAGCAGAUGUUUACGUCGAGCCCAGGCGUCACGGGCGCGCCAUUGCCGGCCACGUUCCUCCGCACGAUCUGUGACCAGUUGGAGUACUACUUCUGUGACGAGAACUUGCUCGGCGAUCUCUUUCUGCUGAAGAACAUGAACAUCGAUGGGUACGUCAAGCUGGAACUGCUGGCCUCGUUUGGUCGGGUCAAGAAGCUGACUACCGACAUGGACGAGAUCAAGAAGGCACUGGAGCUUUCGACCAAGCUAUUGCUCAACGAAGACGAGAGCAUGGUGUGUCGGAAAGAGCCCCUGGCACCGAAUCAGACAUAUCAUGGCAAACUGGCUCGCACAGCCAUUGCCUACAAUCUGCCGGAAGAUGCCUCCGUCGCUUCACUGCGUGAGACCUUUCAGGGAUGCGGCGAGAUCUCGUACUUGCGUCUGCUGAAGAAGAACACGACGACAGGUCGCAAUGCUGUGCUGAAGCCUCCCAUCGCGGCGGGUGAGACGUACGCUAUCAUCGAGUUUGUCGAUGACGAGAUGACCAAGCACGCCGUGCUGACGCUGUCGGAUCAGUACAACUGGCGCACGGGCAUGCAGGUGGUGCUCUUUGACGGCACAAAUUGUGACAAGCUGAAGCAGAAGAUGUUUCCGGUGGAACUUGGCGGUGACCGUCGUCGUGCGAAAUCGGCCUCGGCUGUCACACGUCCCGUGCACGUGGAAUCGGUUGGCGAGGGUCUGGACGACCUUCGUGAAGGCAAGGUGAACACGGGUACAGUGUAUUCGAUCCGUGGCGCAGGCGGACUCAUUACGCCCACGCGACAGGAUUCGGCCUGUAUCUCGUUCCGCCUCAUUCCCGAUGAGGACGGCAACGUGGACAUUCGGCAGGGCGACUACGUGUCGUUCACAGUGGGCAAGAACAAGAAGAGCGGUCGCAAGUAUGCGAGCAAGGUCAAGUUGGAGUUCCGCCCGCCCGCCAACUUGACGGGCGAUGCCAACAAUGGCGGUGGCUUGAGUGGCACGCCAGCAGUAAGUGGAAGCUCGUCAAGCGGCAAUGGGCAGAAGGAUUACUUUGCACCGUCGCCGAGUCGAUGGGAGUCACGCAGUCGCGCCGCGACGGUGGGCGCUCCGCCCCAGCCGGCAGCUUUCCGUGCCCGUUCGUCAUCGUCAGGCACACGGUCGAAGCUGAACCUGGCGUCGCCGCGGAUGGCGCAGUCACCCGUGCACGGCAACAACGUUGGAGGUAACGUAUCGGUCCCGCCUCCUCCUGGCAUGGGGCUGAAUGGUAGCACCCAGCUGUACCGCCAGGCUAUCGGACCGGAUGGAACGCGGGGCUUUGGCUUUCGUCUGACCGGUGGGGAGCCACCAGAGAUGGCACCGGAAUUCAAGUUUCCGGUCACGGGGCGUCGGAGGUCGCGCUCAUCGGGAGGUGCCUGGUAG
This is a messenger RNA of Hyaloperonospora brassicae, 1914 nucleotides long. Lineage: Eukaryota; Oomycota; Peronosporomycetes; Peronosporales; Peronosporaceae. The record is from the annotation of a GenBank genome assembly.